CGAGUUUGACGAUAUGCCCUAUGAACCGUAUCGAUCGGGAGCUGUUUGAUGAAUUUAGCACCCGGACUUACAUUAUGGAAGACGAAAAGGAAGAGGUGUUCGAAUUUAUUGAAUCUCUGGCAAAUUCCACCUACAUGAACUUUGGCAACAUCAAGGGAUCGGCGAACAUCGAUCGCAUCCUUUCGAUGCUUCGAGUUACGCCAAAGGAUUACAUGAUGCUUAUCGCCAAUCUGACGAAGGACCUUACCCGGCGUGACCACCAAGAGCUGCGGGUACGCAGUCUGAACAACCUCGAGUACAUCCUAACGGUUCAGACGCUGACUGAGUACGGAAUUUGCUACACCACCAAUAGCUUCAUCGCACCCAAUUUAACGACGAGGGACACAACGGUCGCACAACGUAGCUGUCGGUUCUUUUCCGAAUCCAAUCUAACGCACUACAACAUCUACACGAAAGGCAUCUGUCUCCAGGAAUGCCGUAUAAAGAUGGCACUUCAGCACUGUGGUUGUAUACCGCACUUUUACCCAAAUAACAUCAAGCCACCGAAGCCAGUCUGCGACUACCGCACGCUGAAGGUAUGUUUCCCUCCAUUGAAGGAACUUUUCCUUGAGCUCCGAGAAGAGCACGGCGACCAUGAUGCAAUCAACUGCUACUGUGAACAAAACUGCGUGGACUCGAAGGUCAUCAUCGAGAAGACUCAGAUACUCGUUGGCACUCGGAAGCUUCUUGGCAGUAAUGGAGGUCUUAUCCUGAUGAAAAAAUAUCCCCUCAUUCGCUUUAGCCGGCAAGUGCUGUUUACAUUCACUGAUCUAUUGGUUUCCAUCGGGGGAACAGCCGGCUUAUUCCUUGGCUUCAGUGUCCUGGGAGUGGUGGAAAUUAUGUAUUUUUUUACGCUCCGGCUGAUCUGGUAUUGCUUGGGCCGUCGCUAAUGGGCAUGUUGCAGAUGUCACAUUUCUCUACGCAACAGCAU
Molecule: messenger RNA, 970 nt
Organism: Ochlerotatus camptorhynchus
Lineage: Eukaryota; Metazoa; Arthropoda; Insecta; Diptera; Culicidae
Product: sodium channel protein Nach
Exons: 7
Coding region: 21-929 (302 amino acids)
Biological process (GO): sodium ion transmembrane transport
Cellular component (GO): plasma membrane
Molecular function (GO): ligand-gated sodium channel activity
Source: RefSeq, a predicted model, not a curated record